Molecule: messenger RNA, 1601 nt
Organism: Baudoinia panamericana UAMH 10762
Lineage: Eukaryota; Fungi; Ascomycota; Dothideomycetes; Mycosphaerellales; Teratosphaeriaceae
Exons: 1
Coding region: 221-1336 (371 amino acids)
Source: RefSeq, a predicted model, not a curated record
GUGCAUGCAAGGCUUGCGUAUUCGCCAGUCGCCUGAAAGCUCGCUAAGGGGUGGUGGCUGUGCUCCACGAAGCCUUGUCCAAGCCCAGAAGCAGGACAAGCACGCUUUCGCGGUGAUCUUGCUUUGAACUCUCUUCUGCUUCUGCUUUCUGGCGACAUACGAUCUAAAACUGCCCACCUCAUCACUUUUUCGUGCGCGCAGUGUGAAGUCAGAAACCGCGAUGGAUGGGGUAGCGAGCGUCCUGACUUUCCUCGACGCCGUUCGCAAGGGUGUAAAGCUUGCGAAGAAGGUCUACGAUGCUCCACGAGAACUGGAGGAGCUUCAGGUGGAAGUUGAAACGUUCACAAGUGUACUGCACGAUGUAUCGGGAGAUGCUUGCGAGUUGCGGCGAGCAAGUCGCUCCUUCGAUACGUCUCUAAGCAUGACACAAGCUUGCCUAGUCAGCAUACAGCAGCUUAUCGAGUACCAGCUCGUCAAGGAAGUUCCGGAAGGAAAAAAGACGAGACGUACCGCAUGGCUCCGUGAAGUCGGGCACGUACACCAGCUUCUUCAAAAGCUCAGUGAGUGCCGAGCUGGUGUCGUCCUGGCUCUGAGCUGCGAGUCUGCCGUCACGGUCCGAAGAUCUGAGACCACGAUUCGAGAAUUGCAGCGAAUCGUCCACGAGAAGAGCGCAGAUCUCAGUCGCACUCUUCUCGAGUCGCGAGACGAGUCUCAUCAGGCAAAUAACCAGCUCAUAAAGCGACUUGAUGCUGCGUUCGAGCAAAGUUGGGAAAUACACAGAGCUUCGCUUGAAGCAACAAAGACCCAAUUUGAGCAGCUGGAAACGAAACUUGCUCGACUGUUAAGCUACGGGCAUGGUUCCACCCUCCUCCCUGCUGUGGGCCAGGAGCGCAUUGAAUGGUCCGCGACUGACACCUCGCUUGGAAGUUACACUGCUCUUGGAGCUCGAGAAUUUACGCACAUCAGGAGGAACACUGGUUGCAGUGGGAUGGUUAGCCACUCUAUCGAACGUAGUCCUGUGGGCACCGUGAAUGAAGGGCACAGUUUACCUCGGGAUAGCUUCCCGUGUGCAGCCGUCCUGCGGGUACUUGACGCCUGCGCUGCUGGACAUCUCGGUUGCUCGUCGGCAGUGGAUGAAGUUAAGACGGAAUUGCCCACACGAGUCGUCGAAGUUGGUGUCGAGGGCGACGAAGUACGAUGUCCAAGACUGGGAAGCAGAGUCAGGGCAGAUGCACCUUGUAUAUGGGCAAGCAGCCCUCAACGUUUCAGCUGGCUCGUCUCCAGAUCCGACUUCUGGACUACUCCGGGGCGCUGGUAUGCCACAAUCCGUGGGUGAUCCGAUCAAGAGCGAGGAAGCUGACGGUGAUACAGUUUGGCGCGAAUCGAAAAGUGCGGAGCAUGCUUUGGUCAGGGUGAUAAUGGCAUCUCACAUUAACACUCGAGGGUGGAUUAUGCAAGAAACUUUACUGUCCAGGCAUACUCUUCAUUUCACGCGCCGAGGAGUCAUUUUCGAGUGUCGAGAGGGUAUCUGCCAGCUUCCGAAGCAGGUACUGCCUGGCCACUUGAACUUCCUGCCACACUCGCGGAAGGCAUUACGGCGG